GCAGCGGCAGCAGACGCGUCUGGCUCUGCCUCUCUGUGCCGAGCGCUGGCGAUCGGAGUCACCCGGCCUUGUUCUGAGGCUGGGCACCAAGCUCCUGUCGCUGGCUACACUGAGAGUGCUCCCAAAUUCAAACCCAGAUCCUUCUGCCAGGCAGAAGCACGGGUUCAAAGAUGGAGUUUACUAGAAAAGGAAAAACCUCUGAAGGAAAAGGCCUGUCUGGCUACCCGCUUGCCAAGAGGUUUUCCCUGGCCAGUCCCUCUAUGCUCCUUCCCUCCAAGCCAUUGCCUCCCAUCCAGAAGAGCUCUCCUUCUACCAAGCCAAGCCUGAUAUGCAGCAGAGAGCAGGAGAAUGGGAAAGAUGGCAUUGGGUAUGCUGAGGGCAGGAGAAAAGAAGAGGAGCUGAGUUCAGAGGGACAAGGACAUAAGGCUUCCUUGCUGUGUUCCAGUGGAGGGGAUAUGAAGAAGGGGUUAUUGGGACCACCUCUGAUCCCCCCCAUAGGCAAGGCAGUAAGUCCCUCUCUUGGCAGUGCUGUGGGCUCUCUGCAAAGCUCUCUGCAGCUGGAAUUCCAGGAGUCCCAGGAGAUGAGGUCAGGAUGCAGCAGCAGAAGCAAGGAGGAGAACUCUGAACAUGCAGGCGUGACUAGGUUCAUUUUCUCCACGUCUUUCCGGCCAUGUCCCUCUUCGCUCCUUCCCUCAAAGCCAUUGCCUCCCAUCAGGAUCAGCUCUCCUUCUUCUAACAAUAAUAAAAUGUACAGCAUGGAGAAAGAGAACAAGGACAUUGGCACUGGCUAUGAUAAUGACAGUAGAAAACACCAGGAGCAGAGUUCAGAAGAAAAAUGUUAUAAGGCUUCCUUGCUGUAUUCCAGUGGAGGGGAUAUGAAGAAGGGGUUAUUGGGACCACCUCUGAUCCCCCCCAUAGGCAAGGCAGCCAAGAUCCAGCAGCAGAAGCAAGGAGGAAAACUCUGA
Molecule: messenger RNA, 965 nt
Organism: Passer domesticus (house sparrow)
Lineage: Eukaryota; Metazoa; Chordata; Aves; Passeriformes; Passeridae
Exons: 7
Coding region: 171-965 (264 amino acids)
Source: RefSeq, a predicted model, not a curated record